UUUGACAUUUCCCCUUUCAGUGCUCCGGUAAGAAACCAGGAGUUCAAGCCCGUCUUUCCAAGCCGGAAGCAUCUCUACCUAGCCAAAGAGCUCAGGACUCAGUUUGCAGACGUCACUGAAGACCAAGCACUCAUGCUUCAUGAUAAGCUAGAAGCUAUGGAAAAGAAGCGACUUGAAAGGAGUGAGAACAAGUUCCAAUCGAUCCGCACCAACGUUCACAUCAGCUCUCAGCUGGCUUUACUCAAGGAAGCCGGACAGGACAAAGAUGAAUUGCUAGCAGAAGAAAAUAAACGAAAGAAGAAACUGGAAGAUGAGAGCAAAUGGUACCAAGAGUUGGUGCGGAACCUUCCAGCUGAUAUCAGCAAUGACAGACCUUGCAUGGCCAUACUGGACAAGCUACAGAGCCUUGGGAAGAUUGAGAGUAGGAAAGCAACACCUCAGAAGUUCCUCAAUGUCUUAGCUGGUCUGAGACAUUGGGAGAUCUGUUCACCAGAUAUAAGUGCAGCCAUAGAGUUUGUUCGAGAGAAGGUUGUUGGGAUGGCGGUGGAGGAGUUUGAAGCCUGGUACCAGGCAGAGAUGCCAAACAUCGCUCGGUCCAAGAGCGCCCCACCAGCUACGACAUGAUCCUAUCCAGC
Molecule: messenger RNA, 635 nt
Organism: Strongylocentrotus purpuratus (purple sea urchin)
Lineage: Eukaryota; Metazoa; Echinodermata; Echinoidea; Camarodonta; Strongylocentrotidae
Product: coiled-coil domain-containing protein 60-like
Exons: 4
Coding region: 133-624 (163 amino acids)
Source: RefSeq, a predicted model, not a curated record